AUGACGAGUAUGAACAUUGCCCCUUCAUACAAGCUGCUCCAGCUGCCACAUGAGCUUUUACACGAGGUAGCUUUCCGACUGGCUAUCACUGAGCUUCGUAUCUUCAGCCAAGUCAAUUAUCAGCUGCACGACUUCGUUAUUGACUUUCUCGCUCGAUACCGACACAACACUGCCAUAUCGCGACUUCCAGCCAACAUUCUCCACAAUAUCAUCUAUCAGCAACUGGAUGACUACCAGGACGCCCGUCGCUAUUUCGCGCAAACGAGCCAGAAGCUUUACUCCACCGUAAUGAACUUAAUUAUCCGAUAUGAUAUUGAGCAAGAUCGGAGCAGCAUGCUGAACCACGCGUCCUCGAACAACCAUGGACAUAUUGCUCGGAAGGUAAUUCGGCUUGGUGGCGAUAUAAACACUGAAUGCGAGGAACCUGAAAUCUUUCGACGUAUUCUUUCAAGUACCAGCGGAGGACUGACAUGCUAUAGUCCGCUCAUGCGGGCAGCUACCAACGACCAUGUGGAGAUGCUGCAUUUGCUCCUGGCAGCUGGUGUUGCCGGGAUCAAAUGGGGCCUCAUCACAGCCAUUUUGACGGGCCAGGAACGCAGCAUACUCUUACUUUCAUACCGGACCACACUCGAAGACAUGCACGAAGUUCUUCAGUUAACACGUGGGACCAAGAAUAUCAGCUCCUAUCGGUACUUGUUAGCUCACGCACCUGAGAAUGAGCAAGUUAGGUAUAUUCGUAGCGCGGCGCUACGCGACAUCCUCGCCACCUACGCCUCCAAGGACGAUUAUGUAAAGAAGAAAUUAGACGAAGACACCUAUCAAUUUGCGGCUAUACUACUAGAAUACGGAGCAGAUCCUGAUCACUGUCACAAUACAGAACUGUUGAAUCAGCACUGUACGUCACGGUAUUAUGCAGCCAAGAAUACGGAUCCACGCAUUCGGAAUUUGCUUCUUACGGCAAAGUUUUCAACUCAGAAACGACCUGAUCGAACGAGCCCGAGCACGAAGCAGUCGAAAGCGCUCAUGGAGGAGGACGAGAAAGAGGACGAUGAAACAGAGCCGGAAGUACCAACAUCACAACAUCCGAACCACGACUUUCUGGGCUAA
Molecule: messenger RNA, 1107 nt
Organism: Parastagonospora nodorum SN15
Lineage: Eukaryota; Fungi; Ascomycota; Dothideomycetes; Pleosporales; Phaeosphaeriaceae
Exons: 1
Coding region: 1-1107 (368 amino acids)
Molecular function (GO): protein binding
Source: RefSeq, a predicted model, not a curated record